GAUUAAGAGUUUGCCACGCAGACAGAGGAGUGAAGAUGUCGGAGAGGAAGAUCCUGCACUGGGUUCUGUAUCUGCAGUUUUUCUGCUGCUUCUCUGGGUUUAUUUGUGCGGAUGUAUCCGGGGAUUCGGUUCAGAUUCAGGUGGUGUUUAAACCGGAGAACUGCAGUCAGAAGAGUAAACGGGGGGAUCUGCUGAACGCGCACUAUGACGGAUUUCUGCAGCAGGACGGAUCUCAGUUCUACUGCAGUCGAUCUGCUAAGAGAGGUGAGCCGCACUGGUUUGUGUUGGGUGUUGGAGAGGUGAUUAAAGGUCUGGACUUGGGGCUGAAGGACAUGUGUCCCGGAGAGAAACGCAAAAUCACUGUACCUCCAUCUCUAGCUUUUGGAGCACAAGGAAAACAUCCUGUUCCGCCCAACUCAACCGUGAUCUUUGAGGUGGAGCUGCUGCACAUACGGCGAGGACCACGCAGCAUCGAGGCCUUCAAAGAAAUGGACCUCAAUAGUGACCAGACUCUUACAAAAGAUGAGGUGUAUCAGCACCUGAAGAUGGAGGCGAAGAACUUAAAGGUGCAGAAGGAGGAGUCGUAUUUUGAGGACGUGGUGAAAGACGUGUUCCGCAGGAACGAUAAGGACUCGGACGGAACGCUGUCUAUAAAGGAGUAUAACGUAUACGAACACGAUGAGCUGUAGCCGGACCUGCUGAACCUCACAGACAUUUCUCCAUAAACUCGUUUCUGUGGAGCUUCAACAGGAGCAGGAGUUUAAUCAACACCACUACAAAUUUAAUAAACAUGAUUUUUGGUGA
Astyanax mexicanus (Mexican tetra) is the source of this 804-nucleotide messenger RNA. RefSeq names its product FKBP prolyl isomerase 7 (gene fkbp7). Lineage: Eukaryota; Metazoa; Chordata; Actinopteri; Characiformes; Acestrorhamphidae. Bases 36 to 689 code for a protein of 217 amino acids. The transcript has 4 exons. Gene Ontology annotation, molecular function: peptidyl-prolyl cis-trans isomerase activity; calcium ion binding. The record is from RefSeq and is a predicted model, not a curated record.